This is a messenger RNA of Cladocopium goreaui, 1512 nucleotides long. The record is from the annotation of a GenBank genome assembly. Lineage: Eukaryota; Dinophyceae; Suessiales; Symbiodiniaceae.
CCGGGCAAUGCUUCAACCCAAAGCGGAUGAAUACCUGGGAUGCAAAGCGCAAAGACGCUUGAGGCCCACCGAGCCUGGAGCCUUCUAAUCUCAAAAGGUCUCCUGAACUAUUUGCAGUUCGUUGAGGCCAGACAGUUCAUUGCUGUUUCUCCAUGGCUGCGACGCUUUUCAGAGUGCGAGGAGUCUUGCCCGGGAUUGGCACAGCACUUGGGUGCUGGUCUCUUAGCCAAUGGCCUUCCAGGUGGAAUUUCGCAGCCUGUCAUGGAGGCUUUGUGGCAAGGAGAUGUUGGGAGCCAUCGAGCAAGUGCCUGGAAAGCACUACUGCUUGCUGACAUCAAUUUGCAAGGUGAAGAGUACGAGCGCAUUUGCAAGCAGUCGUGCCCAUACGAUGCAGCUAUUCGCUUGGAUGUCCAUCGAACUCUUCCUCAAGAAGCCUUGUUUAAAGAAGUCGAUGGGCAUGGACAGAGUAUGCUGUUCAGGCUGCUGCGAGCUCUUGCAAUACGGCUCAAUGAAAUUGGGUACUGUCAGAGCUUGAACUUUUUGGUUGCUACAGUGAUAUUGGUUUUCCCAGAUGACGAAGUUGCUGCGUUCAACUGUGCACUAGCCCUGCUUCUGCGACAUUCCUUGGUAGAUUUGUACAGGCCAAAGUUCCAGAAGUUGGAGGUAGUGCUCUGGCAAUUUGAUCGCCUUGUGGAGGGGUUUCUGCCAAAGGUUCAUGCAGCCCUGACAAGGCAUGGAGUCAGCUCAGAAUACUAUGCGAUUCAGUGGUUCCUGACACUCUACGCAAGUGAUCUUCCACAGCCCAUCGUGCGGAGAAUCUGGGACCGCUUCCUGGUGGCUGGCUGGCGAGUGAUGACUCAGAUCGGCCUUGUCCUGCUCUACCGGAUCCAGGAUGUCUUGAUCGAGAUGGACACCUGCCGUGCGCUGGUCUUCCUGAAGAGGUUCACGCGAAAUGCCAAGUUGACUGCAGAGGAGCUCCUUGAUACCGCAGCCACUUUCAAGGUCUCCCAUCGAAUGCUCUCUGCUCUUGAAGCUGCGUAUGCAUGGCACGAGCCAUCGCAACUGACAGUCAUCAAGGACUUGAACAGUGGUCAAGUCCACUGGACGGUGCAAGCCACCGCGGAGGUCCAGGAGAUGUCUCGAUGUGGCUACCGAGGCUACGGCCAAGGUGGACGGCGUCUCCAAGGGAAAGUGUUACCAUUCCUCCUGCACAACUUGGACACCGGUGAGACGACCAUGAUGGAAAAGGCUUUCUCCCAGUACAAGGGCGAAAUGCACCAGCAAGCUCGUGCCAAAGCAGGACCUUUGCAGGCCACACCUUCAUCCGCCGACAUGCCUGCAGUGAGUGGCGUGGAAGCGCCAACAGGCAGCUUUUGGAUGCAGACAGUCCAGCGCCAAGCUGAGAGACGGCUUUCGCAGACUUAGUCCAGACCUGGAGUUCCCUGGAGCUCUCCGGCGCGGAAUACGCGCGGGGAAUGACACCGGACAGCUGAAAACUUUACCGGCGGCGAA